ACAUGUCAAUUUAAAAGCCUCCCAUCCCCAUAAAACCCCCACCGCCACCACCGCCGCCGCCGCCGCCCAUUUUCUUCAUGAUGGAUCUUCUCCUACUCGAGAAGACCCUUCUCGGCCUGUUCGCCGCCAUCGUCAUCGCCGCCGUGGUGUCGAAGCUCCGCGGCAAGAAAUUCAAGCUCCCGCCGGGGCCGAUCCCGGUGCCGAUCUUCGGCAACUGGCUGCAGGUCGGCGACGACCUGAACCACCGCAACCUGACGGAGUACGCCAAGAAGUUCGGCGACAUACUCAUGCUCCGGAUGGGGCAGCGCAACCUGGUGGUGGUCUCCUCGCCGGAGCUGGCGAAGGAGGUCCUCCACACGCAGGGCGUCGAGUUCGGCUCCCGCACCCGCAACGUGGUGUUCGACAUCUUCACCGGCAAGGGCCAGGACAUGGUGUUCACCGUGUACGGCGAGCACUGGCGGAAGAUGCGGCGGAUCAUGACGGUGCCCUUCUUCACCAACAAGGUGGUCCAGCAGAACCGCCACGGAUGGGAGGCGGAGGCCGCCGCCGUGGUUGACGACGUCAGGAAGAACCCCGCCGCGGCGACGGAGGGGAUCGUGCUCCGGCGGCGGCUGCAGCUGAUGAUGUACAACAACAUGUACAGGAUCAUGUUCGACAGGCGGUUCGAGAGCGAAGAGGAUCCCCUGUUCUUGAAACUGAAGGCGCUGAACGGAGAGAGGAGCCGAUUGGCGCAGAGCUUCGAGUACAACUAUGGCGAUUUCAUCCCGGUUUUGAGACCUUUCUUGAGAGGCUAUCUCAAGAUCUGCAGGGAGGUUAAGGAGAAGAGGAUUAAGCUCUUCAAGGAUUACUUCGUCGACGAGAGGAAGAAACUUACGAGCACAAAGGGGACCGAUAGCGAAGGACUAAAAUGCGCAAUCGAUCACAUUCUAGAAGCACAACAGAAGGGAGAGAUCAAUGAGGACAAUGUUCUUUACAUUGUUGAGAACAUUAACGUUGCCGCAAUCGAAACAACCCUUUGGUCGAUCGAGUGGGGAAUCGCGGAACUAAUCAACCACCCCGAGAUCCAAAAGAAGCUACGAGACGAGAUCGACACUCUAGUGGGGCCCGGAGUACAAAUCACCGAGCCCGACACCUACAGGCUACCCUACCUCCAAGCCGUGGUAAAAGAAACCCUCCGCCUCCGCAUGGCAAUCCCACUCCUCGUGCCCCACAUGAACCUCCACGACGCCAAGCUGGCGGGCUACGACAUCCCCGCAGAGAGCAAGAUCCUGGUCAACGCAUGGUUUCUUGCCAACGACGAGGCCCACUGGAAAAAGCCCGAAGAGUUCAGGCCCGAAAGAUUCUUGGAGGAGGAAUCUAACGUCGAGGCGAAUGGGAAUGACUUUAGGUAUCUACCGUUUGGUGUGGGAAGGAGAAGCUGCCCCGGGAUUAUAUUGGCUUUGCCUAUACUUGGAAUUACUUUGGGGCGUUUGGUCCAGAAUUUCGAGAUGUUGCCUCCACCGGGCGAGUCGAAGAUCGAUACUACUGGGAAGGCUGGGCAGUUUAGUCUUCAAAUACUCAAGCACUCCACUAUUGUUUUGAAGCCAAGAUCCUUUUAAUUUUUUUUUUUUUUUGUUUUAUACAUUUUCUUGUUGGUGUUAACAGUGGGUUGGAGGGAUGCAUGAUUCUGAUUCAAUGUUCUGUAUUUGUUAUUUGUUCUGUUUUUUGUUUUUUUUUGGGUUAGUGUGGAUGAAUAUUUUGUAUUUGUCAGUUAC
Messenger RNA from Erythranthe guttata (spotted monkey flower), 1754 nucleotides. It is a transcript of the gene C4H, whose product is annotated as cinnamate-4-hydroxylase. The record is from RefSeq and is a predicted model, not a curated record. Gene Ontology annotation, biological process: lignin metabolic process. NCBI's taxonomy places the organism in Eukaryota, Viridiplantae, Streptophyta, Magnoliopsida, Lamiales, Phrymaceae. Gene Ontology annotation, molecular function: trans-cinnamate 4-monooxygenase activity; iron ion binding; heme binding.